GACAGUCUCGGCGCGGUCGCUUUGAGGGCGCAGCAAUCCUACGGAGUGGGGCCGGCGUGAGGCCAGAGGGUGGGAAAGCGGCCGGCGGCGGAGGGCGGUGCUGAAGGAGGGCGGCGCGCGGUGACUCAUCCCUCUGGAAGAUCAGACACGCUCGCCGAGCUCGCCCGCGUCGCCGCUCCUCAACCAGGAGGCGCCCGCCGGUACCGCCCGCCCGCUCUGAGCUCCCGGCCCGGCCGCGGCACAGAAAGUUUUCCUGGGCUCACGGCCUGCGGGAAGCGGAGCGGGCACGGCUGAGAGGCGGUCGCUGCGCGGGCCCGCCGAGUGCAUGGUGCCGGGCGCCCGGGCCGCGCGUCUGGAGGACCCGGGGCGGGGCCGGGCUGAGCCCAGCUCCUGAGCCUCUGUCCAGCUGCGUCCAUAACGAUCUUCCCUUGGGACUGCCGCGGGGGUCGCGCUCCAGCGUCAUGUCCCGGCUGCUGCCGCUGCUGGGGAGCCGGACGGCGCGCAGCCUGAGGCCGGGCCCUGCCGCCGCGAACCGCCCGCCGUCCUGGUGCAGCUGCGGCCGGGGACUGCUGGCUCUCGGGGUCCCCAGUGGUCCCCGGCUUCUGGGCACUCACCCCAAGAAGGAGCCCAUGGAGGCGCUGAACACGGCGCAGGGCGCGCGCGACUUCAUCUACAGCCUGCACUCCACCGAAAGGAGCUGCUUGCUCAAAGAGCUGCACCGCUUCGAGUCCAUUGCCAUCGCACAAGAAAAAUUGGAAGCUCUACCACCCACUCCAGAACAGCUGAGAUACGUAUUCUUCCACAAUGCGAUACCUUUCGUAGGGUUUGGCUUUUUGGAUAACGCAAUUAUGAUUGUUGCAGGAACCCAAAUUGAAUUGUCUAUUGGAAUUAUUUUGGGAAUUUCAACAAUGGCAGCUGCUGCUUUGGGAAAUCUUGUUUCAGAUUUAGCUGGACUUGGCCUUGCAGGUUAUGUUGAGGCCUUGGCGUCCAGGUUAGGCCUCUCAAUUCCUGAUCUUACACCAAAGCAAGUUGACAUGUGGCAAACACGUGUUAGCACACAUUUGGGCAAGGCUGUUGGGGUGACGAUCGGCUGCAUUCUAGGAAUGUUCCCUUUGAUUUUCUUUGGAGGAGGUGAAGAGGAUGAAAAACUGGAAACAUCAAAUUAAUCAUCUUAGAACACCUAUAAAAGAUGUAAACUAAUGUACCUCAGUCAUUAAAUCUACUGUCACAACAUUUAGCAGACAGUACCAGUGCAUAGAUACGGGAUCAAAUAAUUCAGCAUGUACUUCGGAAACACUAACUUAUUGUGGCUUGGUCUUCUUAAGACAUCUUUUUAACAACUACUUAGUAUCAUUUUAUGUAAAUUAUUGAGAUGCUUUUCAUCAAUGGCUGUCAACAUGUUAUCUUUUCCUUCUAUGUAUCAACGUAUUAUUUAACUUUCAGUCAUUGAUACUGUACUGUACUGACUUGGGGUUUGCUUUCUUACAUAACAUGCACGGGAUACCUAUUUAUGUCUUUAUUUUUUUCCCUGAUGGUUAUAAUUCAAUGCUGAGGUUUCUCCAAGUUAUUUAAGAUGUUUAAUAUCAGUUAAAAAUUGUAAUUCCCUGCCUGGUGGCAUCCCUUUUGUGGUAUUUUAUGGUAAACAUUUACAAUCAUAUAAAUUCAUUCAAUUUUUAAAGUUCCACAUCUUUCCAAAAUGAAACAGUGUUUUAAGUAUAUCUGACUAUUUUAAUUUUGACCCACACUGUCUUUAAAAGUCAGAGGUUAAUCAGAAAGAACAAUUGUCUGGCCCUCCUUUUACAUACACCAUACAUGCUAACAAGUGUACUUAUUUCUGAUUGACUUUUUACCUUUAAUUUCCCAACUUUGAGCAAUCACAGUGAAUUCUGGUUUGUGAGAGAAAGGCAGUGCUUGGAUACUUCCUAUGUCUUAGAGUAGGGUUAAGAGAGCAGGGUAACUAAGAAACCUAUAAUGAUAUUUGGACAUUAGGCUAAAAAAAAUUUUUUUUACAGAAAUAGAAAAUGGAAAUCUUCAAGGAGGUCUAGGGAGUGGAUGACCAAGUUCAAGUGGUAUUUGGGAAGUUCAUGAAGCAUCAGUUCUACGACUUUGGAAAGAUUCUCCCCCUAAUGUGUUAUUUUCUCAUGGAAUGGAAUGAGUCUAUGCUCAGAGUCCCAAUCGCAUUAGAUCUUGCUUUGUGACUUUUUUCUGGAAGAGUGUUUUAGAAACAACAUGUAUUUUCUGUUGCUCUUUGCUAUCUAGUCAAAUGUAACAUGAGGAGUGAUCCUUUCUCCUAUUUUUGGACUUUUUUCUUCUCUCGUGGCGAUCAUAGCACAGCUGGUGAAAGCUGCUUGUGUCCGUGUUGUAUGUCUGACCUACACGGUCCUGAGAAUCCUGAGUAUCCUGAGUUUUAGCUUUUGAACCCUUUCCCGCAUUUGCUCUACUACACAUGCUAAAAAGUUACAUGUAUCAGAAUAAGUGAACAUAUGGAAGGGAGAGACUGAAGUUAGAAUUUAAUCCUGGGGAAUUAAAAUUAUUCAUGUCUGCUGAGUAGAUGGCAAGACAAAUGUCACAUGACCAUGCUUUUUAAAUCUUACUUGGGAGUUUUGUUUGCACAAACUUUCUUUGGGCUCCUUUUAAAGAUUUCUUUUCCAUAAGAAAUCACAUCACAUAUUGUUCCUUUUUGUUCUUUGGGGUAACUUAGUCCUGUCGUUUAUCAUAGAAUUUAAGGAAAGAACAUAAAGGUAAAAAGACAUCAAAUUCUCAUAUACACAAGUAACAUUCUCCUUUGGUCACAUUAGCAUCACGUGACUUGAGGUCGCAGACAGACUCGUCUGUAUCUUUGUCCACGUGUCACACGGACAGCAAGCACAGGGUGCAGAAUGAUAGACUAGAAGGCACCUUUUACUUUCUGUGUAAACACGUGUGUGCUGGUUUCCUUACCUUGCGUAUUGGUGGUUUUCCUGUCUUUGUUUUUAAGUGUUGUAUUGUGGUGCUUAACUUUUCUCCUUAUUAAAUACCAUCUCCAGAAACUCGUCUUGGAGUUUAGAAAACACUUUUGACUGUUCAUUUCCUUUUUCUUUCUCUUAAAAAUCUUCUAGUCCUUAUUACCGGAAUUUCUGUUAACAGAAUUAUGCCAGUGUCAUUGAAGACUUAAGUAAUGGAAGAUGUAACUUUCACAUGAAAGACAUUCUAAUUUUCAGUGAAAAUUUUUGAAUCAUGUUUAAUCAAUAAAAUGCUUUGAAUCAUUACCAUACUUAGUUUUCAAAAGCAGACAAACAAAAAAUUAAAGUCUCUCUGUCUUUGACCAAAGGCAUCGUUUCUCGAGCUCUGGCUCUGACCUAACCUGGUGCUGUGCACAGUGUGAUUUCUGAAGGUGGCCCCCUUACGUUAAUGACUCCAUAUCACCCGUGUUGAGCGAUUCUCGACACGGAGACUCUGACGUCAGCUGAAAGUGGACUGCCCUGGUUCUCAGAGCAGCUGUUCUCUGUCGGCGUUAGAGCUGCCUCGAACUGUGUCAUACAUAGCUGCUGUAGUACUGUUUGUUCAGAAUCCAUGUUGUUUGUGUAUUAUGAUUUAUUGACUUGUUGAUGCAUGUAAACCAGGUGCAUUUUGUUGCCUCUGUAUGUUAAAUAGUGACCAAUGUUUUUACGAAAGAAUUGAACAAAAAAUAUCUUUUAAGACAU
Rattus rattus (black rat) is the source of this 3683-nucleotide messenger RNA. It is a transcript of the gene Tmem65, whose product is annotated as transmembrane protein 65. The transcript has 7 exons. Gene Ontology annotation, cellular component: mitochondrion. The record is from RefSeq and is a predicted model, not a curated record. Bases 462 to 1166 code for a protein of 234 amino acids. Gene Ontology annotation, biological process: regulation of cardiac conduction; cardiac ventricle development. Lineage: Eukaryota; Metazoa; Chordata; Mammalia; Rodentia; Muridae.